AUGCCCCACAAGAUUGGAUUCGUUGUCGUCAGCUCAUCUGGGCACGAGAACGGCUACAGCGCCCGGGAACUCAUGAUCCACGCACCCACUGUCAGCGGGUGGAGGUCGCCAAGGUUCUGCCAGUUCCCGCAGGAGAUCGUGGUGCAGAUGGUGGAGCGAUGCCGCGUGCGGAAGCUGCAGCUACUGGCGCACCAGUACAUGAUCCCCAGCAAGGUGGAGUUCUUCAUCAGCCACUGCCCGCCCACGUACCCGGGCCCCUUCCAGGCCGAGCGCUUCCACAGGCUGGGCUACGUCUCCCUCUGCGACAACGAGAAGACGGGCUGCAGAGCCCGGGAGCUGAAGUCAGUCUAUGUGGACACAGAGGGGCAGUUUCUGAAACUGGUUCUUCACCAGAAUCACGCCAACAAGUACAACAUCUACAACCAGGUCGCCCUGGUCGCCAUGAACAUCAUCGGGGACCCCGUGGGCUGCACCGACGAGAGCAACAUCGCCUCCAGGGAGAAGAUGGCUGACCAGUCCCAGGGGCAGCGCUCCGAGGACCCAGCGCUGGAAGGAAGCUCCUCCGGGAAGUCUGACUACAUCUCCCCGCUAGACGACUUAGCUUUCGAUAUGUACCAAGACCCGGAAGUCGCGCAGAUCAUUCGCAAGUUAGACGAGAGGAAGCGCGACGCGGUGCAGCAGGAGCGCUACGACUACGCCAAGAAGCUGAAGCAGGCCAUCGCCGACCUGCAGAAGGUCGGGGAACGGCUGGGGCGCUACGAGGUGGAGAAGCGCUGUGCCGUGGAGAAGGAGGACUACGACCUGGCCAAGCACAAGAAGCGGCAGAUGGAGGAGUACCGCGCCCGCGUGUACUCGCAGCUGGAGCUGCACAGCCUCGUGGACACGGAGCUGGUGCCACGGCCGUUGGAUCUGCCACCGCAGCCCCUCGCCCAGUCCAGCAGUUCCUACCAGCUGCUGCCCCCUCAGGAAGACAGAGUGACAGACAGCCUCCUGGAGCAGCCCUCGUCCAACUCCCUGGACAUGUCUUCCCUGCCCUGCUCCUCGGACCAGCAGCUGUCCUCCACUCACUCUCCCGGCAAGGCCCGCCCCGAGGCCGUGCCCUAUGACGAGCGCCCCCUUCCCGCUGUCCACAAGCAGCCCGGGGCGGCCGAGGAGCCGGAGAAGCGGGACCUGGACACCAGCGAGGCCCCCCGAGUGGCUGCUGCCGGCGAGCCCGAGCCCCUCACGGAGAAGGCCCUGCGGGAAGCCAGCCCUGCCAUCGAGGUGCUGGGGGAAGGCCUGGUGGCAAAGGCCUAUUCCAAGGUGUGGUCCUUCCGGGAGGAAGCCCUGCUCACCCUGUACCAGCAGCUGGUGGACGCGCCCACCGGGACCCCGAAGGAGGACCUGAGGGGCCUGCUGCGCGCAGCCGUCUUCCUCACCCGGAGGUCCCUCCGGGACAUCGUGACCCCGGUCUUCCAGGCGUCGCUGAAGGUGCUGAAGAUGCUCAUCACGCAGUUCAUCCCCAAGCACAAGCUGAGCAAGCUGGAGACGACGCACUGUGUGGAGAGGACCGUGCCCGUGCUGCUCGCCCGCACCGGGGACUCCUCCGCUCGCCUGCGGGCCGCGGCUUCCAACUUCAUCCAGGAGAUGGCGCUGUGCAAGGAAGUGCGGUCCCUGCAGAUGGUGCCGUCCUACCUGGUGCAGCCCCUGAAGGCCAACGCGUCAGCGCACCUGGCCCUCAGCCAGGUGGCGCUGCUGGCCCGGCUGCUGCGAGACCUGGGCACCGACAGCACCGGCUUCACCGUGGACAACGUGAUGAAGUUUGCAGUGCGGGCCCUGGAGCACCGGGUGUACCAGGUGCGGGAGAUGGCGGUCUGCGUGAUCCUGGACCUGUACCGGCAGCACCGCACCGACGUGCUCGGGUACCUGCCCCCCGACGACAGCACCUCGCGCAAGAACAUCCUCUUCAAAACCAUCUUCGAGGGCUUUGCGAAAAUCGACGGCAGACCCACAGACUCUGAGGUCAAGGCACAGAGGAGAGCAGCCACGGAGGAGGCAGAGAGACAGAAGGAGGAGGAAAUCAAAGCUCUGCAGGGGCAGCUGGCCGCCCUGAAGGACAUGCAGGCCGGGGCCCAGGAAAGAGGAAGGGAGGCGGCCAAGGCGAGGAGUCCAGACCCUGACCGAAGGCGCUCGGCCCCAAGCAGCACCCCCGAGAGUUCCGAGAGCCCGGGCCUGGACAACCUGUGCAUCUUCUGCGGGGAGCGGAGCUCGUCCUUCACGGAGGAGGGCCUGGACUUGCACUACUGGAAGCACUGCCUCAUGCUGACCCGCUGCGGCCACUGCAGACAGGUGGUGGAGAUCGCCAGCCUGACGGAGCACCUGCUGACGGAGUGCGACAGGAGGGACGGGUUCGGGAGGUGCUACCGCUGCAGCGAGGCUGUCCCCAAAGAGGAGCUGCCCACGCAUGUCAAGUCCAAGGACUGCCACCCUGCCAAACCAGAGAAGCUGGCCAACCGGUGCCCUCUGUGCCACGAGAACUUCGCCCCCGGAGAGGAGGCGUGGAAAGUGCACCUGAUGGGCCCCGUGGGCUGCGCGAUGAACAUGCGCCGGAUGCGCCUGCUCUUCAAGGCUCCGGCUCUGCCACAGGGCAGAGGCCCAGACACGGCCAAGCCGGGGACCUCGGGGCCGAAGGCUGGAAGCAAGAUCCCCACCCCAAAGGGGGGCCAGAGCAAGUGCCCCGGCAGGACCUACAGGAGGCAAUGA
Pipistrellus nathusii (Nathusius's pipistrelle) is the source of this 2742-nucleotide messenger RNA. The record is from the annotation of a GenBank genome assembly. NCBI's taxonomy places the organism in Eukaryota, Metazoa, Chordata, Mammalia, Chiroptera, Vespertilionidae.